AUGAAUCCCAAAAGUUAUUCAUUUCUGCUAUUCUUCCUAUGCGCUCAGAACUUUACUACAGCUUGUCCAGUUGGAUGUUCAUGUAAUGGUUCUUCUAUUACUUGUACGUCUCUUUCAAAACCAGAAUUCGAUCUGCUAACUGCUACAUUAAAAGAAGCACCGUACAAUGAAACAACAGAACUGCACCUUUCGGCUGUGUCCGAAUUCUUAUUUACUUCACUUCCAGACAUGCUCAAGUUGAAUGUCUUGAAAAUACAAGCAUCGCCUGGAGACAGCGAGUGGUUCUUAAGAAGACAUCAGUUUUCCGAACUUCAAACUUUACACUUCACAAAGUGUGAUCUCAAGACUUUCCCAAAAGCUCUGAUGUCUCUAACUUCAUUGACCGAAUUGGAUCUCAGUGACAACAAACUUGAAAAUCUUGGAGCCGAUUCUAUUCAUAUAAGGAGCAUACAGAAAAUUAUUUUGAGAAACAAUGAAAUCAAGAUCAUCGGGGUACAUGUUUUCCGUUACAUGCCAACGCUGAAAGUUUUGGAUUUGACUGGAAAUAAUAUGUCUAGACUUGUGACCAGUGAUUUUACAUCUGCGGUUUCCCUCAAAGAACUUAUUCUCCGUAACAACAAAAUUGAACUGAUAGAAACGGACACAACUGAUCCUUUGCAGCAAUUAGAAACGUUGGACCUCAGUGGCAAUUUACUGAGUGAAGUCCGAUUAGAAGCUCAGCAAAAUUUUCGGCAUCUCUUUUCUUUGAAUUUGAGUUCAAACUCGCUUCAUGUAAUCAGACAAGGAUUUUUACAACUACCAGACCUACAAGUUCUCCAAUUAGAUAACUGUGAAAUGUCAGUAGUUGAAGCAGGAGCGUUUGUCAGUCUACCCAGACUGCAUUCAAUGGAUAUCAAGAAUAAUCCAAACUUGGCAUACUUUUCACCUAAUGCGUUUGGGAACAGUACAGCUUUCUAUCGGCUCAAUAUUCAAAAAACUGGGUUCAAACGAAUCCCGCUGACAAUCCUGGAGAAGGUCAGUCAGUUGUACAUAAAGGACACAGCUCUGGAUUGCUCUUGCACUUCUCGUGAUAUGAAGGACUUUGGAGCAGUGACAAUUAUAGACUGGAAUGACGCAACAUGCAGGACCAAGAUGGGUGCUGUUCAAAAGCUUUCACAUCUGGAGAAGUCCGAAGAACCAUGUCGGGACAAUCUCUUAACUCCCUUUGGUGUGAAACAGACUGCAAUUGUCGGUCAGGCCUACAGAAUCUACUGUGCUAACGAUGGAACAAAUUCCAAUCUUUUCUGGGUGUCUCCUAACAAAACGACAACGGAAGCAAAACAACCGGAUCUGAGAAAAUCGGCAGUGAAGAAAACUGACUACUUCACAACAACUCUACUGGACCCGUCUUAUUCAAAAAAUCACGAAGAGCGUGUUCAUAUUUCCACGGAAUACUACGGUUUCGAUGUUGUUCUAGAAUCUGAUGCAGGGUACUAUGAAUGCGUCUCUAAGAGUGAUAUGAAGACGUUGUUAACAAGGAAAAUCGAGCUGACUGUGCUUCGACCAGAGAUAUAUCUUAAUGCGUCAUAUGUCGCCACCACAUCUGUUCAUUUGAGUUGGAAUAAAAAUCUCAAAAUUGAAGCUGUCGAUCGGGUGGCUCUCCGAAUAACGGCUUCAAGUGAGAGAAUGUUCAAGCGCCAAGUGCAACUAUCUUUGUACAACAUGUUCCGAAGUUAUAACUUAGUCAAUUUAUCAGCUGAUAAGGAGUAUGAAAUUUGCCUAGAAUGGUAUCUGACUGACAGCGAGACCAUGAUCUACAAAUCUUGUAUCACACAAAAAACAAGACCCUUCAAAACAGUCAUGCAGAGUUUGAAUGCAAAGUUGGCUAUAGGAUUACUAGUAAUCAUGAUCAUUGUGGUAGUGUUCUGUUGUGAUACAUGCAUCCAUCAGAAAUAUGCUUAUUUCUCUCGAAUGAAGAAGCAAGCGAAAAUGCAACAAUCUAUCUCGGGGCAAUCAAUGCUAACACAAUCGUCAUCGGCAGACGCUACCACAUAUGAAAACUUUCAACUAAGUGUAACUUCCGCUUCCGAACGACCUCUCAUCUGA
Caenorhabditis briggsae is the source of this 2085-nucleotide messenger RNA. Lineage: Eukaryota; Metazoa; Nematoda; Chromadorea; Rhabditida; Rhabditidae. The transcript has 9 exons. The record is from RefSeq and is a predicted model, not a curated record. Gene Ontology annotation, molecular function: protein binding. Bases 1 to 2085 code for a protein of 694 amino acids.